This is a messenger RNA of Anopheles funestus (African malaria mosquito), 3127 nucleotides long. Its product is annotated as beta-glucuronidase. Gene Ontology annotation, biological process: glucuronoside catabolic process; carbohydrate metabolic process. The record is from RefSeq and is a predicted model, not a curated record. Lineage: Eukaryota; Metazoa; Arthropoda; Insecta; Diptera; Culicidae. The transcript is spliced from 10 exons. Gene Ontology annotation, molecular function: carbohydrate binding; beta-glucuronidase activity. The coding region runs from base 793 to 2991 and encodes 732 amino acids.
UAAAACUUCCGCCGAUCGCUUGGACGCGUAUUGUGUGUUUUUUUUUUUUGCUUCUCGCCCUUUAUCAGUUCCAUUCGCUCCAUGUUUAGUGCAGUCUGUCCAGAGCGUAGCACAUCAGUAGUCAUUCCGUGCUCGUCUAAAUCGGUUGCGUUUCGGUACAUUCACUUUCUACAAUCGCGCUCACAUAGUUAGAACAGUACAGUGAGGGAGGCCCGUCCUACCAAGCAGUGAAAGUUUUCUUUUAUGCCUAAAAAGAAGCCCCACACGAUGCCUUUACACACUGUGCGUUGAAUGUAACACUCUGCCGGUAUUUGAUCCUUACGGUGAAGAAGUAGCAAAAAGGACGCGCCAAGUUCGACGAUCCUUUUACAAACAACAAAUUAAGUGAUAAUGAUACCGUACGAGCUGGUGACACUGCAAUAUUUUUAAAAAGGGUUCCCAUAUAUGGGUUUACGGUGUAAUGGGACAUUUCCCCACACCCAUAUUUCCCCUAGGCGCAACCGAAGUUCACCAACCGUACGUAGUGCAGCCAUCGUAGGGCUUCUCGCGCCAUUGACGGAUGCAUUUGCCGACCGAAGAAAACGACAGCGAUCAAUCUUAUCGUACCGAGUUUCCCAGCACAUCCGCGCACGUGUCCCUCGGUCGCGCACGUGUUUCCUCGAGCAAACUGUUCCAUACGACGCGACCUGUCCUUAACAUGCAGUGCAUUCUGUCCUAACAAGACGUGCGAAAGUGUGUUAAUCGUUGGAGGACCAAACUUACACUCCUGGUACACGGUUCCGCUCUGAUGUAAUGGCUGAGGAAGGAUUCAGUAGCGUAAUGCGAUUAGUCGCGUGUAGUCGCGGUUCCUCCGUUGGUGGCGGUGUUAGCGAAACGCGUGAUAAUGAGGCCGGCAGUGAAAGUGAGAACGCGGUGGUUCCAGAACGGCGCAAGAAACCGAAACGCAUUUUGAUAACAGGUGAUUGCAUACACUCGAACCGAGUGGUGACGUUUGCUGUUAUGGGCAUGAUUGGUUGCAUGGUAAACGUAGUUUUUGGAGCAAUGUACACCACAGGCAACGAAUCCUCAACCGAGGGUCUCCUCUAUCCGAUUGAAUCGGAAACGCGUGAAAUGAAGAAGCUGGACGGGAUGUGGAAUUUCGUGCGCUCGGAUAGUAACAAUCCGUCACAAGGCAUCCGUGAGAAGUGGUACAUGGAUGAUUUGGCCCGGGUUCGUAAAACGAUCGGUAUGCCUGUACCGAGCAGUUACAACGAUCUCACGGAGGAUGCAGCACUUCGCGAUCAUGUCGGAACGGUGUGGUACGAUCGUAAGUUCUUCGUCCCGAAGGCAUGGUCGAAUGGAGAUGAUCGUGUCUUCAUAAGAUUCGGUUCCGUACAUUACGAUGCAAUAGUGUGGAUUAAUGGUGUUCAGGUAGUAAAGCACGAGAUUGGACAUCUUCCAUUUGAGGCUGACGUGACGACCGUUCUCAAGUAUGGUGCCGAAAAUCGCAUAACCGUGCUGUGUGACAAUGUGCUGCUUCAGGUGACAAUUCCUCAGGGCAAAGUGGACAAUCAACCAAUUGACAAUGGCGUGGAAUUGGUUCAAUCGUACACGUUCGACUUCUUCAACUAUGCGGGAAUUCAUCGUUCGGUUGUGCUGUACACAGUGCCCCGGGUCUACAUCCGGGAGGUAGUGGUUCAUACCAGCUAUGAAGGAGAGCAAGGACGUAUCGACUACCAGGUCACGACCAGCACGAACGCGACCGAAAAACUCCAGCUGACGGUGAAGCUGUACGAUCGCAAUGGAACACAUGUCAGCACGGACGAAUCGGAAGCGAAACUGCAGGGAACGGUUGUUAUUCCGCAGGUGAAACUCUGGUGGCCGUACCUCAUGGAUCCCGAACCGGGCUAUCUCUAUACGAUGGAGAUCACGCUGGGAAAAGCACAAUCCAACGAAGCACCUACUGCUACCAAGGAUGAACAAGUGCUAGAUGUCUACCGGAUGAAGGUUGGCAUUCGUACGCUUGAAUGGAACAACAGCACGUUCCUGAUCAAUAAAAAGCCCAUUUACUUCAGAGGAUUUGGACGUCACGAGGAUUCGGAUCUCCGUGGCAAGGGACUAGAUUUAGCGCUGCUGACCAAAGAUUUCAACCUGCUCAAAUGGGUCGGAGCCAAUGCGUACCGGACGUCACACUAUCCUUACUCGGAGGAAAGCAUGCAGUUUGCGGACGAACACGGCAUUAUGAUCAUUGACGAGUGUCCUAGUGUAGACACCGAGAAUUAUUCGCAAAUAUUGCUUGAAAAACAUAAAUCCAGCAUUGAGCAGCUAAUUCAUCGUGACCGUAACCAUCCCAGUGUUGUGAUGUGGUCCAUCGCUAAUGAACCUCGCACGGGGAAACUGAACGCGGACGCUUACUUUGCCGCCGUUGCACAAUAUACCAAAAAGCUCGAUCCAACGCGACCGAUAACUGCCGCUAUUGCUGUUAACGUGAAUGAUGAUGUUGCUGCACAGCAUCUGGACAUCGUUAGCUUCAACCGAUAUAACGCAUGGUAUUCUAACUCGGGCAAACUCAACAUGAUCACCAACCGCGUCAUUGAGGAAGCUGAAGCUUGGAACAAGAAACAUAAUAAGCCGGUCUUGAUGUCAGAGUACGGUGCUGAUACGCAGGAAGGGCUUCAUACGCUGCCAGCCUACAUCUGGUCGGAGGAUUACCAAACACGCGUCUUCAGCCAGCACUUUAAGGCGUUCGAUGCGCUCCGAAAGCAAAAUUUCUUCAUCGGGGAAUUUGUGUGGAACUUUGCCGACUUUAAAACGGCGCAAACGUACACACGCGUCGGUGGCAACAAGAAGGGUAUUUUUACCCGCAACAGACAACCGAAGGCGGCCGCUUACCUGUUGCGUCAACGCUAUCAUGCACUGGGUGAGCUAGGCAAGAGUUACCUACCUAGUGACCUGUUCCUCUACACAGCGCCGGAAAACAAACAGUUAGGAGGCGAGCGAACCGAACUGUAACUACCAACGCCAGCCCACUUACAUCAUAAGAGCGUAAAAAACAAACAAGUAUUCGUCUAUCUUUUUGUUCUGUUCUUUUUCUACUAUUUAAGUGUUGAACUGUAAUUAUUUUUGGACUGAUAAUACAAAGAACAAU